Molecule: messenger RNA, 7083 nt
Organism: Anopheles maculipalpis
Lineage: Eukaryota; Metazoa; Arthropoda; Insecta; Diptera; Culicidae
Gene: tay
Product: nascent polypeptide-associated complex subunit alpha, muscle-specific form
Exons: 10
Coding region: 53-6985 (2310 amino acids)
Source: RefSeq, a predicted model, not a curated record
CCAAAGCCACCUAGAAAUGCAGUGUCGCCGGGGUUGAAACGACGAGCCAGCGAUGGAGAUACAUGUGAAGCAGUGCAAGCAGCGCAACAAACGACGGGAGCGGGCCCAACGUAUGAUCGCCGAACGGGACAAGGAUGCGGCCGCGGACGGUACCGGCAACCGGGAUCCGGACGACAGUGCGGACGACGACAGUGGGCCGGUCAGUCGGGAGAAGCCGCACCGGCCACCCGUACGGCGGAAGCGCAAGGAGAAGGAACCGUCGCCCGUACUCGAGGAGGACAUUAUCGAUGGGUACGCGAUACUCGCGUUCAAGACGUACGAGGAUAUUGAGUUUGCGAUAAAGGUUGCCAACAAGCGCAAUGAGAAGCGAUUGUCAUCGAUCGUAGAACUGACAACUGUGAUGGUGCCGGAGGAGAAGCCACCGAAGAUAAUCGACACCACGCCGUCGAAGCUGGCGGACAAAUCUCUCGGCGGCGGUGUGCCGGUGGUGCCGAACAAGAACAACAACAGCAUCAAUAGUAGUGAGAACCAUUCCGCAACGGUCACCACUGGUGGGGGUGCCACCCCCGGCACGGUGGGUGCGGGCGGUGUCGUUGGCAGCGCAAACGGUGGCGACUGGUCGCCAGUGAACAGUACCCAUCAUCAGCUACAUCACCUGCAGCAGCAGCAACACCAUCUACACCACGGUGUAGUCGGACCACCGGGAGUUGGUGCGGUCGGUGGAGGGCCCACGGCAGACCGUACACCGAACGGUGAAGGCAUCAUGCUGCACAGCUCCAGCCCAACCGGCAACAGUGCGGUUGGUGGUAGUGGUGGCGUCGCUGGACCACGCGGCACCGGUAGCGAUAUGGGUUUGAUGCCGGCAAACGGUGGCACUCCCGGUGCGGGGGCGAAUCAUCACAAUCACCUCCACAACAGCCACGGUCACCAUAAUCAUGGGCUCCACAACCACAACCACCUGCAUCCGCAUCACCACAGCAGUCGGAACCAGCAACAGCACCAGCAGCAGCAGCAACAACAUUCGCCCCAACAGCAACAGCAGCAACCAUUCGCAUCGGUACACCACCAUGCCCAUCACAACCAUCAUGUGGUUAGCAAUGGGGGUAGUGUGUUGCCACCCGGCGCAACGGCAUCCGGUGGUGUGGAGGUGGGGGUGGGCGGCAGUAACGCUAGUACUACCGGCACUAGCGCCACCAACGGUGUUAACGGUGAUACGGGCACGACCGGCACGAUGCCCGCCGGCAAUGGGCAGACAAAUAGCGUGAACGUAACGCCCGGUAGUAACGCCAACAAUCGGAGUAGCAAUAGUAAUAACAGUAGCAACAGCAGUAGCAGUAGCAGCGGCAGCAGCGGUAACAGUACCAGCAGCAGCGUGCGGCUCGCCAGCAGCAACAAUCGAGCCAGCAGCGGCAGCAGUGUGCCGGCCGGUGCGAGCAGUAGCAUCAGUAUGAACAGCAGUAGCAAAAACCACAGCAACAGCAACUGUUCACUCAACAAUCUCAGCAUUGCCACCCUCAUUGCGAAUGGUCCGCCGCGUCGGAAUGUGAACGGUAGUGCUGCGAACGGUGCGGUCGGUCCGACCGGCAACAGCACGAACGGUAUCGGUGGGAGCAACAGAAGCAGUAGCAACAACAGCAGUGCUGCCAGCAAUACUGGCAGCAGUACCGGCGGCACCACUACCAUGAAUACACAUCAUCCAAACCACCAUCAACUUCAUCACCCGCAUCAUCAUCAUCAGCAGCAACAGCAGCAGCAGCAGCAGCAGCAGCAACAGCAGCAAAGCCACCAUCUUCAUCAUCAACAACAACAGCAACAGCAGUCGCCUCAUCUUCAACAUCAUCCGCACCAUCAACAGCACCAUCAACAUAAUCAUCAUUUAUCAGCGGUACAUAAUCUUUCUCUAUCUUCGAUCAUCGAUCCGGGCACCUCCGACGACAGUGGGCGCGCCUCGGAGCGACUGACGACGUCCUCUGUGGCCCAGCGGGAUCCGGACAGUUCGCGAGACCGGCUCAGCGAUGCAAGCAGUCGCUGCAGCUCCGGUAAAGGGUAUAUCUGUGAUAGCGAAGGAGACGAUGACAAGGUAUCGAAUGGACCAUUGGGUGCGCAUUUGACACCGAUCGUUGGUGGUGGCCACCAGGCAGCGGCGUCUCCACAGCAGCAACAGCAACAUCAAGGAUCGCAACAGCAACCACCACAGCCGUCCGCCUCGCCACAGACGGCCGGCAUAAGCAAUAAGCCGCUGUUGCCAACCGCCUCUGCCAAGAUUCCGGCCGCCGGUGUCCUGCUGCUCAGCACAACGGCGGCCGCCACCUCCGUAACGACAGCAAUAUCAACGACGCAGAAGCAGCAGACGCCGCUGGUAAGCAGCUCACCGCAAUCUCCGGCCCAGCCGUCGUUGUCGGUUUCAUCACCGGCGGGCAGCAACCAGGCACCAUCAACACCGAUACAAUCUCAACCCCCCUUAUCGCCCCAGCAGCAACAGCAGUCGCAGCAAGCGCAGCAGCAGCAGACGACGACAUCCACCGCCAGCGGUGGUGGAUCGUUGAAAUCAGUAUUUCUCGGAGUGAACGCCGGACCGAAUGGUGGCGCUGGUAACACCACCAAUACGCUUAUGUCACCGGCGGCUGCCGUUGGUGCGGCUACCAAUUUCUCGAAUAGUUUAGGGCCGGGCGGCCCAGGUUCGGUCGCCCCCAACAGUCAUCAUCUGAGCGGGAGUUUGGCGGGCGUGGUCGGCCCAAAUGCUGCCGGUGUUGGUGUAGGCAGCAGUGCGAGCAGUAACGGUAGCGCGGCACCAUCCUCGCUGCCCCUCUCCGUACCGCACACACCGCCAGCAGCCACACCUGCAACGGCCGCCGGUCAAACGGGAGCAGUACAUCCACCGCUCGAAAGUACCACUGUCGCGUCCUCGUCCUCCUCCUCUUCCUCCUCUUCCUCCUCGUCUGCGGCGGCGGCUGCAGCAGCGGUAGCAGCUGCUUCGGCGGGCGGCUUACGUACCAACAGCCCAGCUGUGCCCGGUGCCGGCCCCGUGCCAUCGACAUUAUCGGCAACGGUCGGCGGCCCAACCACUGCCUCCCUACUCAACGGCAAUCAUGCGGCGGCGGUCGUGGCGGCAGCCGCCGCAGCCGCCCAUCCUUCCAUGAUGAUGGCGAACGGACUCGGAAGUUUGCCGCCGGCCUACCGGGCUUAUCCCGGCUACCCGAUCUACUCACCGUACGGCAGUUUUCAGCACAAUCCUUACCUACCACCGUCGGUCACCUCGCCAAAUCUGUCCCCGCGGUUACAUCCGGCACUCACGCCCAUGCCUCACACGCUCAUGGGUCUCGGGCUGAUGGAUGCCCGGUUACAGCCACCACUGGGUGCGGGCCCCACCAGCAACGGUACUGCCGGCCGUCCAUCGGACCGCGAUCCCUCGCCACUGAUAGCAGCCGCCCAGCAACAACAGCAGGCAGCUGCAGCGAUAGCCGCCGCAGCAGCAGCAGCAUCCCAGCAGAAGGUGCGGCCGAUCACACCGAACACGAACUCGAGCUCGAGCAACAGUUCGUCCUCGUCGGCAUCCUCCUCUUCCGCAUCGUCCGCGGCCAGCAGUAGUACGUCUUCCGUCACGAUCGUCUCGAGUACGGCACCGUCGGCCGGCGCCGGCGCUGCGACCACUACCGACUCGUCACUUCCUCCGCAUUCCUCCCAGCACUCGCAUCCACCAGUACCGCACCCGGGAAUGCAUCUUGGCGGUGGCCCACCUGGGAGUGGUGGCGGAUCAGUUGUACCACCUCCACCACCUCCCCACCAUCAUCUACUGCCACCGACGCAUCCGGGUGCCGGUGGACCGGGCAUGUCACCGCUGCUCGUUGGCCACCAUCAUCAUCCGUUAGUGGUCGGCGGACCACCACCACCACCACCGGGACUUAUACCACCCGUUGGUCCUCCUUCGCAUCUGCACGGCAGCAGUGGUGGCGGGGUAAACAGUAUUAGUGGGCACCCGCAACCGCCCUCUAGCAGCAGUAACAAUAACAGUGGCAGCAACGGUAGCAGCAGCAGUAGUAGCAGUGGUAGCAGUGGCAACAUUAUUGUCUCUUCGCGUCCUCACUCGCCUCGGGGUCACAGUCCGAACAGGGAAAGAGAUAGCUAUAGUAGUAACGUAAGUAGUUUAUCACGCUCUACACCCGGCUCCACGACGAUACCUCCGUACAGUGGCGUGGGCGGACCUGCGACGAGUAUUGCGGGUGGUCCUUCGCCAGCGUUGCCCGGUGCGUUCGGUGGCGGCGGCGGUACCGGAGGGCCCCAUUCGGCUGCCCUCGGCCCGUCUUCGGUGGCCAUAUCGGUCGUCUCUUCUAGUCUCACUUAUCCUAAAACUACACUGGCGAUCGGAGGCAGCAUCAUGUCUUCCUCCUCCUCCUCCUCGUCCACCUCCUCCUCGACGGUGCCGUCGGGUAGUGGGGGCGGUGCAGGAGGGCCGGGUGUGCCUCCGGGAUGGCCCUCGGGUGUAGCCGGUCCCGGGCAACCUCCCACCGUCGUAUCGAUAGCAUCCCACUCGAACUCGCCCGCAACAGCGUCCGUUGGUGUACAUAACAACAGUUCGUCCUCGUCUUCCUCGUCUACGGUCGGGUCCCAUCACCACCAUCAUCACCAUAUGCAGCAGUCGCAGCAGGUGCAACACCAUCAUCAUACGCGUCCAACACCUCCACCAACGAGCGAUCGGGGCGGAACAUCUUCCUCCGGCUCGAUUGCCGUGUCGUCGCCAUCUUCGUUUUCGUCGGCACCACUGUUCGCCACACCGAUUCCACCACCAACAAGCGUUUCCCUGUCCAGCCCUGCUGGCGGUGGUCUGUCCGGGGCGAAUGUUUCCGUCUCAUCCGCAUCCGCUGCGGGACCACCACCUCCACCGCCUGCCGCUACCCAUCCACAUCCAUUCUCGGCCGAAUCGCUCUUCUCCACGAAAGCGUCUGACCAAGCUGACAUGUUACGGCGUGAGCUAGACAACCGGUUUCUGGACCGCAGUGGGUUAACGGGGGUACCAACGGGACCUCCCUAUCUACGCCAGGAACUGCACCACCAUCAACACCAGCAUACGCAUUUGCAUCAGCACCAACAUCAACCGAUGCUGCCCGGUGCGGCCGGUGGUGCACCCGCCAUCUUUCCGCCACCCCUAUUCAAGGACGUGCCUAAAAUCGGUGCCGUCGAUUCGCCCUUCUACCGGACGGGGAUUGGGAUGCCGGCCUAUCCGGCGUAUCCGCCCGGUUUGUUGCAUCCCGGGCUGAGCGGACCGACGCAGUUUGUGCCACCGAGUCAUCUACAAUCGUUCGUGCCGAAGCAACAGACGCCACCGGUCGAUCCUAACAAAAAGAAAACUGGAAAGUGGAACGCAAUGCAUGUGCGUAUCGCAUGGGAAAUUUACCAUCAUCAGACGAAACAGAACCCGGACAAGGCGGCCUCCAUGAAGACGGCGUCGGAGAUGCUGCGACCACCGUCGCACAUGUAUCCACCGUCGGCGGCGGCUGCUGCUGCGGCCGGGCUCGUACGUCCGCACGAUCUGCCAUCGUCCACGUUCCCACCAGGAGGCCUUCCCGGGCGACCGGGUCCAUACGAGUCGACACCGUUGCCGCCCAGCUUCAUGAGCUCCCCGGCUAGUCACAUAGGUGUUUCACCAUUUGGGCGGUAUGCCUCGCCGUACGGUGGUUCACCGUUCAGCGGCCUAUCACCAUUCUCGCGGGACAUUCCGAUGGGAUCACAGAUCCCGGGCUCGCUACACGAUCCUUGGCGCAAUGCGUUACCGCGUAGCGUUAGUAGCUUUCCACCUGGACCCCAACCGGCCGGUGGAUCGUGGCCACCGAUUAAGCAAGAUCCGGGCCUAGCAGCGGAAACGGCACGCCGCGAGGCGGAAGAGCGCGAACGGCAACGGGAGCGCGAAGAGCGGGAACGCGAACGGCAGCGGCGUGAGCGUGAAGAACGCGAAAAGCAACGCGAACGUGAACGCGAGGAAAAGCUGCGCAAGGAGCAACAGGAGCGCGAACGGGAACGGGAACGCGAACGGGAGCGGGAACGCAAGGAGAAAGAGCGACGCGACAUGGAGCGGCGCGAGAUGGAACGGGAACGGAUGUUGCAUCAGCAGCAGCGCGAAUCGAAGGCUGCCGCAGCGGCGGCCGCCGCUGCCGCAGCAGUGGCCUCCAUUAAUCGGGACCGUUCGCCACUCCGCAACGGAACCGAGCUCGACAUCCGGAUCAAGGAAGAACCACGGAAGGACGAUGAGCUGCUGAUGCGAAGUCAUGCGGCGGCGGCAGCUGCUGCCGCUGCCAGCGAUCCACGCUACCAUCCAUCGAUGAUGCCCCACCCGUACAUGACCGGUCGGCAUCCGGCCGCCCACAUGCUACCGGGUGGUCAUCUGUCCCGCUCAAUGUUGCCACCGUCGAUGGGGCUUCCGACGCACUUCUCGCCGCAUGGUUCCUGGGGUCCGGAUCCAUUCCGAGACUAUCGGCUCGAUCCGCUGCACCAUCCGCUACGCUACAAUCCGCUAAUGGACGCGUACCGGGCGGAGGAAGCGAAGGCAUCGCUACUGUACGCCGCCCAAACGGCAGUGCACUUCCGUGGGAAGGAACCGAGCCCGGUGCCACCGCCGCAACAGCAGCAACCACCACAGCAGCAGCCACCUCCGCCCCACCACCGACAUCCGCCCGGUGGUGGACCACCCGGUAGUGUUGGAGGUGGAGGUGGGGGAGGAGGUGGAGGACCACCAGGACAUCCGCCCGGAUCCGGUACACCCGGUGCAACGGGUGGACCGCCCGGUUCACUGAAAUCGCACGGUUCUUCCUCCACACCGACGAACGGACCAGGUGUAAUGGGGGGCGGCGGUGUUGGUACGCCCGGAGGUGGUGGGCCGGGAGGUACGGGACCACCACCGUCCUCCGCCGGUAUGCCACCAUCGUCCGGACCGAACUCACUGCCCACAUCGCUCGAUAUGCACAAAAAGGAGGAUACCUGCCAGUCCCGAUGAUAGUCGGUGGGUGGCGGCUCGUUGGUAGCAGUCGGUGGCAACGGUAGCCCCCAUCCUUCAGCCGUAACGACACCAUUGAUCGUAAUCGUGGACGAUGA